This is a messenger RNA of Gossypium raimondii (Peruvian cotton), 2870 nucleotides long. RefSeq names its product probable methyltransferase PMT24. Gene Ontology annotation, molecular function: methyltransferase activity. Gene Ontology annotation, cellular component: cytoplasm; endosome; trans-Golgi network. The record is from RefSeq and is a predicted model, not a curated record. The coding region runs from base 197 to 2698 and encodes 833 amino acids. The transcript has 9 exons. NCBI's taxonomy places the organism in Eukaryota, Viridiplantae, Streptophyta, Magnoliopsida, Malvales, Malvaceae.
CUUGCUCCGCUUUGCAUAAAGAAAUCAAGUCAGUAGCAGCUUCUGCUUCAUUUCACCUCUCUAUCAUUCAUCCCCACUCUUUUUAAUUAUGAGAGUAAAAAAAUUGGCAUAACCACCUAUAUUUCUCCAAACCCAGAUCCCUUCAACAACCCUUCACCAAAGCUGUAUAUAGCAAGAAAAUCCAAUAGAAAGAAGCAUGGCUACCGGAAAGUAUUCCAGAGUAGAUGGGAGGAAGUCAUCGAGUUACUGUUCGUUAGCUACUAUAGUUGUGUUUGUUAUUUUUUGUUUAGUUGGGAUUUGGAUGUUCAUGUCUUCAUCAAUUGUUCCAGUUAAGAAUUCAGAAUUUUUAUCUGUGGAGACCGGAAAUGAGGUGAAACAAACAUUGUCAAGAAGUGAUUCUAAGCAAUUUGAUGAUACCUCAGGUGAUCUAUCCGGGGCUGAAACAAGAGAAGAUGGCAGUGGUCUGUCUAGUAAAGAAUUGGGGAUCACUAAUGAGGAUAAUUCGUUGGACAACCUAGUGGUUGAGAGUAAUAAUGAGGAAAAGGAGUCUCAGGAUUCAGCUGAGAAAAACCAGGAAGAAAAUCAUGCAAACGAGAGUUCUGAUGAGAAAACCGAGUCAGAAAGUGGACAAAAAAUGGUGGAUGAAGAUGAUGGGAAAGAUAGGGAGACAAAUUCAAGAGACAGAGAAUCAAAUAUAGAGACUGGAGAAGCAGAGAAUGAAGGUGGUGAAAUGAAAAACAAGUUGCACACUGAAUCAGAGGAGAGCUCAGAUGAAAACGGAUCUGAGUCCGCUGAGAGCGGGAAGAACUAUGGGGUAGAUGGAACUGCAGAUAAAUUAAAACAUGUUGGCAAAGAGGCAAAUUUGACCGAGGAGAAGAAUGGUAAAAAUCAAGAUGAACAUUUGGAACUAAGUGCUGAUCACAAUAUUGUGGAAAGCAAGGAAAACAAUCAAGCUUCAAAUGAGAUUCUCCCUGCUGGUGCUCAGUCAGAAAUUUUGACUGAAACUACUACUCAAAAUGGAGCUUGGUCUACUCAAGCAGUAGAAUCCCAGAAUGAGAAGAAAUCACAACAGUCUUCUACAUCCAGUAAAAAUAAUGAUCACCAUUGGAAACUCUGUAAGUCAACUGCUGGGCCAGACUACAUACCUUGCCUAGACAAUUGGCAAGUUAUCAGAAAGCUUCCAAGCACAAUGCACUAUGAACAUCGUGAGAGACACUGUCCUGAUGAAGCUCCUACAUGUCUUGUCCCUCUGCCUGAAGGAUACAAGCGCUCGGUAAAGUGGCCUAAGAGUAGAGAUAAAAUAUGGUACUACAAUGUCCCCCACACCAAGCUUGCAGAGGUUAAGGGGCAUCAAAAUUGGGUUAAGGUUACUGGUGAAUACCUUACCUUUCCUGGUGGUGGAACUCAGUUUGUGAAUGGUGCUCUUCAUUAUAUCGAUUUUAUUCAAGAGUCUGUUCCUGAAAUUGCUUGGGGAAAAAGAACCCGUGUUGUAUUGGAUGUUGGGUGUGGGGUGGCUAGCUUUGGAGGCUAUCUUUUCGAAAGAAAUGUUCUUGCAAUGUCAUUUGCACCUAAGGAUGAGCAUGAAGCCCAAGUGCAGUUUGCACUUGAACGGGGAAUUCCUGCCAUAUUAAAUGUGAUGGGUACCAAAAGGUUACCUUUUCCUGGUUCUGUCUUUGAUCUUGUGCACUGUGCACGUUGCAGGGUACCCUGGCAUGUCGAAGGUGGCAAACUUCUGUUAGAGCUCAACCGUGUCCUGCGACCUGGUGGUUACUUUGUUUGGUCUGCUACACCAGUUUAUAGGAAGGGCCCUGAAGAUGUUGGCAUUUGGCAAGAAAUGUCUCGGCUAACAAAGUCAAUGUGCUGGGAACUGGUGGUUGUUAAAAAGGACAAGUUGAACAAUGUUGGAGCUGCAAUAUAUCGAAAGCCAACUUCCAAUGAUUGUUACAAUAAAAGAUCUAGAAAUGCACCUCCACUUUGUGAAGAAUCUGAUGACCCCAAUGCAGCCUGGGAUGUACCCCUUCAGGCCUGCAUGCACAAAGUGCCAGUAGAUUCAACAAAGCGUGGUUCCCUUUGGCCUGCACAGUGGCCGGAACGGUUGGAGAAGCCACCAUAUUGGUUGAAUUCUCAGGUUGGCGUUUAUGGUAAAGCUGCUCAGAGUGAUCUUACUGCAGACUACAGUCACUGGAAAAAAGUGGUCUCCCAGUCCUAUUUGAGUGGGAUGGGAAUCGACUGGUCUUCUGUGAGAAAUGUCAUAGAUAUGAAAGCCGUUUAUGGAGGGUUUGCUGCGGCCCUGAAAGACCUGAAAGUUUGGGUUAUGAAUGUAGUUCCAAUCGACUCUCCCGAUACACUUCCAAUAAUCUAUGAACGUGGCUUGUUCGGAAUGUAUCAUGAUUGGUGUGAGUCAUUUAAUACAUACCCUAGAACGUAUGAUGUUGUUCAUGCUGAUCAUCUCUUCUCUAGUAUCAAAAAGAGGUGCAAGUUGGUUGCAGUAAUUGCUGAAGUUGAUCGGAUUCUGAGGCCAGAAGGAAAGCUGAUCUUACGAGACAAUCUUGAAACAAUAAGCGAGGUGGAGAGCAUGGCUAAAUCACUACAAUGGGAGAUCCGAAUGAUAUAUUCCAAGGACAACGAGGGAUUGCUUUGUGUUCAUAAGACAUUUUGGCGUCCCACGGAAGAACCUAUAAAGUUUGCUAUUGUUUGAACAUGAUGCUCACAUAGCUGUAACAUUCCAUGGCCCUAGAAUAUAAUCCGAGAUGUUAUAGUUUACCGUAGAUCUAGUCAUCCUUCUGCUAAUGCAAAAUCAUACCUACUUAUGACAAUUACAAUUUUUGGCCCAAAUUUUCCAGAUUGAAUUAAAAUGCAUAAUUUCGAUA